Paramecium pentaurelia is the source of this 1450-nucleotide messenger RNA. The record is from the annotation of a GenBank genome assembly. Lineage: Eukaryota; Ciliophora; Oligohymenophorea; Peniculida; Parameciidae.
UAUGAAUUUUUGUGAAUUCAUCUAACUCACAGUUGAAAGUGAGGAUAAAUUGGAGGAAAUUAGAAUUGCUUUAGCUAGUCUAGAAAUGUUUGAACUCAACACAGGUAUCCAUUCUCAUAUUUAUAUUGAGUGUAUAAAAGACUUGAUUAACCAAGAUAAAGUGCUUUGAAAGAGGAAUAGAUUCUAGAAUUUUUAGAUGAUAACAAUGUUUAAGUUACCUAAGAGGAGUUAAGUUACAUUUUUAGAGUUUUGGAUGUUGAUAAGGAUAACUUUGUUACAUUGGCAGAGUAACUUUUUAUUCAUUAUUUUCAAGUUUCUAAUAAGUAAUCUUACCAAAAACUAACGAGUAAGUGAAAGACUAAGCACUUAAUCAUAAAUCAUAUGAAAUGCCUUAAAGUAUGCUCUUACCAAAAGAUGUUGAAUCAAAAUUAAUUGCAUUCUUUGUACAAUUAAAAAACAACUAUAAGUAUUAUUUUUUUUUUAUUUUUAGUCAAUAUUAAAAUAUUGCAGAUCCAAUCAAUCUUGAAGAAUUAGAAAUUUUUGAGAACGAAAAUUAAAUCACUCUAGAUUCUCUUAAAAACUGGUUAUAAACAAUUGAAUAGGAGAUCGAUGAUUAAAUUCUAGAUAAAUUCCUUAUUAUAAUUGAUGGAAAUUUAAACAACUUAUAAAAUCUACUUUAUUAAAUCUAUUAUUAAAUAGAGUAAUAAGAAAAUUAGCCAAAUGAAGAUCCUAAAUAAAACUAAGAAUAAUAAGAUGGGGAAUAACCUGCAGAAAAUUAAAUUGAAGUUUAAGAUGUUAAUUACUCAUAAUAGGAUUUAUAAAAAAGUGAUGCUCUCUAAGAAUCAUUUAAUCCAACUUAAACUUAAAAGUAGGAAUAAAAUAAAGAACAAUAAUAAGAUCAAAUUGCUUAAUCAAAAGUUCUAUAAGAGAGUUAGCCUUAUUCUUAUGAUAGUCCUUUAUUAAAUUAUUAUCAUUAACAAAUUAAAGAUGAAGAAUCUAAAAUUAAAAAGCUAUGUGAAGAAUUAAAUAUUCCAAAUAUCUAUACAUAAAAAAGAGAUGAAUCAGCAUUGAUCAAAUAUUAUGAAAAGGAAAUUAUGAGAGAAUAAGAAAUCUUUAAUAAAUUAUAAUCAGAAUCAAAAAUAUCAGGAGCUACUUCUAAAGUAUCUAAAUCUAGUUUCACUCCUGAUCCAUUAUAUUUAGAUGAAUAUUAAAAAGAACUCAUUCGUAUUGAUAAUGAAAUCAGAAAAGAAGCCACUAAUCUUAGUUUACUUUAAUCUAAGAUCAAUAUUAGUAGUGGUUUAUCAACUAGUUAUUUGAAGUAAUAUUUAAAUUAAUAUUUAAGGUAUGAAAGUCCAAGUAAAAUUUAAGAAUCCUACCUUUAAAACAAUUUUUCAGGAUAAAAGGUAUAUAAUAUUAUAUUUUAUAGAGAUAAUUUAAUUAUCAUAAAUGA